UGAAUUCGUUUUGGUUUCUUACUGUCACUUGUUUUUCUGUUGAUGCAUUGAUGCAUCUAUAAUUACCCCAAAUGCCGAAUCUGUUGCUUUCAGCCGAUUGUGGCAGGAUUGCUUCUUUUGCUAUGCCUUGUUAGAACUAGUUGUAGUUUGCCAUCCAAUCCCAGAUGGUUGCCAGAGUCUUCUUGUUGCAUCUCUUUGCCUCUUUAAAUUUUGUUUUCGCAAUAGCCAGAGUCCUUGAUAGUUUGCUUCAUAAUUAUGUCUUACUGUCUUUGAGACAGCAUUAUAACUCUUGAUGCAUGCAUAUGGGCACGCUGUCGGUUGUGUUUGGAACCAGCCAAAAUUAUACAUUAAAAAUUUUCAUAGACGGAAGUGGCAUGCUCGCAAAAGCCCAGAUAUGAAGAAACAAGAAAAUUAAUGGUAGAGAAAAGCGUGGUUUAGCACAUGUUCGACGAAAUGUCUCGAAGAAAUUGAAAUGCACCUACUGAUUUGAAACACUAGUUUGUGUGGCAACUUGCCAGUGAAGUGGAUCAAAAUGAGUGUAGUAUGGCCAAGGCUUUUAACACCUAAUAACCUUUCUCAGAUCAUUAGGAAGCAGAAGAAUCCACUAACAGCUCUUAGAAUUUUCAAUGAAGCCCUAGAGAGAUACCCCAGUUAUCAACACAAUGGUCCAGUUUAUGCUACAAUGAUUGGCAUUCUUGCAAGUUCGAAUCGAAUCAUGGAAAUGAAAGAAGUUAUUAAUCAGAUGAAAGAGGAUUCUUGUGAGUGUAAGGAUAAAGUUUUUGCCACUGCUAUACAGACUUAUGCAAGAGCUGGAUUGUUGAAUGAGGCUGUUUCGCUUUUUAAGAACCUUUCACAAUUCAAUUGUGUGAAUUGGACUCUGUCUUUUAAUACCCUUUUGAGGGUAAUGGUGAAAGAGUCUAAGCUUGAAGAUGUUCAUCAAAUAUUCUUGGAGAGUUGUUACGGAUGGGAAGUGAAGUCUCGAGUUCAGUCUCUGAAUUUGCUAAUGGAUGUAUUAUGUCAACGUAAACGAUCUGAUCUUGCAUUGCAAAUUUUUCAGGAGAUGGAUUAUCAGGGUUGUUAUCCUGAUAGGGAAAGUUAUCGUAUCUUAAUGAAGGGUUUGUGUGAUGAUGAGAGACUUCAUGAGGCACAGCACUUGUUGUAUUCUAUGUUUUGGAGAAUCUCUCAGAAGGGUAGUGGUGAGGAUAUUGUGGUAUAUAGGAUUCUCUUAUUUGCUUUAUGUGAUAAAGGGAAAGUUCAAGAGGCAGUGGAGAUUCUUGAAAAGAUUUUAAGGAAGGGGCUUAAAGCUCCUAAGAGUUGUCGCCAUCGUAUUGAUCUUAGUCCAUGUAAUACUGGUGAAGAUAUAGGAAGUACUAAAUGUUUGAUUAGUGAAGCUUUGAUCAGAGGCAGCAUUCCCAGUUUGGCUAGUUACAAUGCAAUGGCUAUUGAUCUAUAUAAUGAAGGUAGGAUUGAUGAGGGUAAUAAACUGCUUGACGAAAUGCGAAGUAAAGGCUUUUGGCCAUCACUGGUGAUUUAUCAGGCAAAAUUGGCUGCUCUGUGUAAAGAAGGUAUGGUUGAUGAAGCGGUGAAGGUGGUUGAAGAGGAAAUGGUGAAAGGAACUUUAGUGCCCACUGUUAAAGUGUAUAAUAUCUUGUUGAAAGGCCUAUGUGAUGCAGGAAAUUCAAAAGUUGCAGUUGGAUAUUUGAACAAGAUGGCUAAACAGGUUGGCUGUGUUGCUAAUGAGGAAACAUAUGGCAUUUUAGUGGAUGGGCUGUGUAGAGAUGGUAGUUUUAUUGAAGCGAGUAAGAUUUUGGAGAAGAUGCUGAUUAAAUCUUAUUGGCCUUCUGUUCACACUUACAAUGUGCUUAUAAGAGGUCUUUGCUCAAUAGGCAGGCAAUAUGAAGCAAUGCUAUGGUUGGAGGAGAUGAUCAGCCAGGGGAAGCUGCCAGAGCCUUCUGUUUGGAGCUGCUUGGUGGCAUCUGUAUGCUGCAAUAUGGCUGACAUGAAUAUUUGCAAUAAGCCCUUUGGGCAGCUAAGUGUUGGUGACGCAAAUGCGGCUUCAGCUGAAACACCUUUUGUAGGAUCAGCAAGUUCAAAUCCUCAAGAUUGAGCAAAAGCUUUUCAUUUUUGAGGUGGAUGGGAAAUAUAUUGGGCAAGAAUCAGAUUAACUGAAAAAACAGAUUUCAUGAUCUGGAUUGUGCAGUGGCCAGAGGAUAAAUUUUGUACGCUAUCUGUGAAAGAUUCAAGUCGCACUUAUUCAGAAAGUUCGAGGAUCAUCCCUGUCAGUGUGGUUAGAUGAGCGAAGCACUCCUUAAUUAGCGGCAAUGAAGGACAUCUUAAAAGGUGGGAGAAGCAUCAGAGCCAUGACUAGAGGCCAAAUCAGCUGUAGAAGCCAGAAAAACAGAUUUGGGAUUGCUAUUGAAUUGCAAUUGUACAAUUCCAGGAUGAUAAAACAAUAUUCUUCAGUCAUAAUCUAAAAGAAGCAGAAAGGUUGGAUUCUUUGGUUUUUUGUUGACCAAAUGAUAAAAUUCUUGUACGGUAAGGCCCCCAUAUGUUUACACCAGAACAGAAACAUGGUUACCUCUUAACUUGUGGGAAAAGGAUACUGUGAAGAAAAAAGGAGAGUUCUGGUGGGUUAGGCUUAGGUAGACUAAUUAUGGGUGUCUUUCUUCUCCUGUGUGUGUUGAAGAAGAUGGUAGAACGCUAUAUGUUAGGGUUGGUGUUAUCUUGGAAGUCUGGUUUUGGAAGCAGCACAAGGGUUUCAUGCCGAUGUAUUCUAUACUCUCUUCUUCACUAGAUUUUGUCUUAUAGACUUGAUUGAUAAAUGAAUUCAUAAGUUGCUACUGUUAGGAUUAAUUGCGAGAGUCCUCUAUUUAUAUCUUAAUUUACUAGCCUUCAUGUUAU
This is a messenger RNA of Pistacia vera, 2901 nucleotides long. Its product is annotated as pentatricopeptide repeat-containing protein At1g05600-like. Bases 533 to 2107 code for a protein of 524 amino acids. Gene Ontology annotation, molecular function: protein binding. Lineage: Eukaryota; Viridiplantae; Streptophyta; Magnoliopsida; Sapindales; Anacardiaceae. The record is from RefSeq and is a predicted model, not a curated record. The transcript has 2 exons.